Penicillium manginii is the source of this 1302-nucleotide messenger RNA. Its product is annotated as putative ribosome associated DnaJ chaperone Zuotin. The transcript is spliced from 3 exons. NCBI's taxonomy places the organism in Eukaryota, Fungi, Ascomycota, Eurotiomycetes, Eurotiales, Aspergillaceae. Gene Ontology annotation, molecular function: ribosome binding; Hsp70 protein binding. The record is from RefSeq and is a predicted model, not a curated record. Gene Ontology annotation, cellular component: cytosol. The coding region runs from base 1 to 1302 and encodes 433 amino acids. Gene Ontology annotation, biological process: 'de novo' cotranslational protein folding; regulation of translational fidelity.
AUGGCUCCUGUUCAGGUUGUCAACAUUUCCCUCCCUGCCCUUCCUUCGGGUUGGUCCGCUGAGAAGGACUUUAAGCCCGUCGGCGGUCUCUCUGCUGCCACUCAGCGCAACAUUGAGGCUGUGGGCCCGCACUUCCUGGCCCACGCUCGCCGUAAGCGCCACAACCGCACCUUCUCCGAGGAUGAGCGCAUCCAGGCCAAGCAGAAUGUCGCCAAGACCGAGGACGAGGAGAACAUGGACAUCUCCGAAGAUGAAGACCCCGCCAUGUUCACCCGCGAGGCCAAGGACUGGAAGGGCCAGGAUCACUACGCCGUCCUCGGUCUGACCAAGUACCGCUGGCGCGCCACCCCCGAGCAGAUCAAGAAGGCUCACCGCAAGAAGGUCCUCCGUCACCACCCCGACAAGAAGGCCGCCUCCGGCAAGAGUGACGAGAACGACAACUUCUUCAAGUGCAUCCAGAAAGCCACCGAGCUGAUGCUUGACCCCGUCCGCCGCCGCCAAUUCGACUCCAAGCAGAUCAGCAAGGGCUACUUCAAGGCCUGGGCUCCUGUCUUCCACGCCGAGGGUCGUUUCUCCAACAAGCAGCCCGUGCCCCAGCUCGGUAACGACGACAGCACCCAGGAGGAGGUCGAGUCCUUCUACAACUUCUGGUACAACUUCGACAGCUGGCGUUCAUUCGAGUACCUGGACGAGGAUAUUCCCGACGACGGUGAAGGCCGUGACCAGAAGCGCCACACUGAGAAGAAGAAUGCCAACGCCCGCCGCAAGCGCAAGCAAGAGGACAACGUUCGUCUCCGCGAGAUGCUGGACGAGGUGAUGGCCGGUGACGAGCGUAUCAAGAAGUUCCGUCAACAAGCCCGCGCCGGUAAGGACGCCAAGCGCAAGGCCAAGGAAGACGAGUUCAAGCGCGCCGCCGAGGAGAAGGAGCGUGCCCGCGUCGAGGCAGAGGAGGCUAAGAAGGCCGCCGAGGAAUCUGCCAAGGCUGACCGCGAGAAGAACAAGAAGGCCAAGGAGGCCGCUAAGAACGCCGCGAAGAAGAACAAGCGUGUGCUCAAGGGCUCUGUCAAGGACGUCAACUACUUUGCUGACGGCGAGCCCACUGCUUCCCAGGUUGACUCUGUCCUCGGUGAUGUCGAGCUGAUUAUGGGCAAGAUCGACGUCGAUGAGCUCGCUGUUCUGGCUGAGAAGCUGACCAUCGCUGGUAAGGACGGUGCUGCUGUCAAGUCUGCUUGGUCUGCCGAGGGCGCGCGUCUUGUUGGUGCUGGUAAGGUUAAGGAGGGCGAGCUUAAGGCUUUCGCUUAG